AUGGCGAGAUACUACUGUGUGUAUUGCAACUCGUAUUUAACGCACGACACGAGCAGUGUGAGGCGCUCGCACCUGGUGGGGAAGCACCACGUGAAGGCUGUCGCCGAUUACUACCGCAACAGGAGCGCUGUCGGCCGCCAGGCCCACAGCGUUGCGUUGACGCUGGCCAAGCGCAGAUAUAAGAAGCUGCUGGCCAAGGCGCCUGGGGCCCCAGAGGGCCCCCUUGGCUUGUUGGCGGCAGCGUACGCUGCCGCCCCCGGCCACUCGCUGGUCUUCGACGCCCGCCAGCGCAAGGACAUCGCCCAGUACGUGCGCGCCAGCCGUCUGCCCCAGCGCUCGAACGUGGCGGCGGCCACCGUCGCCAGCCAGCAGGCCUCGACGUCCAAAGCCGCUGUGCUGCCAUCGCCGGCACAGCUCCCGCUGCACCAGCAGCCCGCUGCACCAGCCUACUACCACCGCAGCACGUGA
Molecule: messenger RNA, 468 nt
Organism: Tetrapisispora phaffii CBS 4417
Lineage: Eukaryota; Fungi; Ascomycota; Saccharomycetes; Saccharomycetales; Saccharomycetaceae
Gene: YHC1
Product: Yhc1p
Exons: 1
Coding region: 1-468 (155 amino acids)
Biological process (GO): mRNA splicing, via spliceosome; mRNA 5'-splice site recognition; spliceosomal snRNP assembly
Cellular component (GO): U1 snRNP; nucleus
Molecular function (GO): zinc ion binding; pre-mRNA 5'-splice site binding
Source: RefSeq, a predicted model, not a curated record